This is a messenger RNA of Brassica oleracea var. oleracea, 1077 nucleotides long. Its product is annotated as UPF0725 protein At5g63820-like. Lineage: Eukaryota; Viridiplantae; Streptophyta; Magnoliopsida; Brassicales; Brassicaceae. The record is from RefSeq and is a predicted model, not a curated record. The transcript is spliced from 6 exons. The coding region runs from base 46 to 966 and encodes 306 amino acids.
AUUUUUUUGAGAGAUUUCAAAGGGCUUGUGUAGGUUUGGAAAGGUAUGGCUAACAAAGAAUCAAGUGAGCUGGGGAAUUUACCAACAUCCCCAAUGGCUAAGCGCGCCCGAACGUGUGAAACUACAGGAGAACGGCUACGGGGACCGGUACGGGUACCCCGCUCGAUCGGCUUGACAAAUCGUGGUCUGGCCUAUGGUUUUGAUCUGUAUUACAAUGACGAUCCGCCUACAUUAUUAGUUCCGUGUACUUGGAGUAAAAACUAUGGUAUCGGUCUCUAUGGUAGGAUUGGACUCCAAUGCUACAAUCUUCAGAAGGGAACAAACUUAAAGUUUAAACGCUUGGAGAAACAUAGUACCAAGGACACUUCGUUCUUCAGCCUCUACAUAACUUUGGAGGCAACCGAUCCGGCCACUGGCUCUGUCUGCUCUUUUCAGACUCAGUUUGGCGAUGCAGGACGCCGCAUUUCGUUGGGGGCUAGGAUUACCUGGUUGACCUUAGCGUCCACAAUCAAACAAAUAUAUAACCAGCCUAUUGAUGAUGUAUGGGACGAGGACACACCUGGAAUAAAUGAGUUCUACAAAGUUCCAAUGCCCAAAUGGUUUUCUGAUGAAGCCAGGGAACGUGACAGUAAAAAGUAUUACGUGGUGCCAGAAUCAGAGCUGCAUGACAAUGACUGGCUUCAACUUCUCAUGGAAGUCGCCUUCUUCUCCAAAGCAGAUCGUUGUUUGGAUGCUUACCUACCCUUGGAGCUCAAGAACGUUGUUGUGGAAACUUUUGAAGAUUACACAACAGAGCCUAGUGAGAAGCUCAAAGCUGAUAACGCAAUCUUCUACAUUAGUUACAAGUGUUGCUCUGAUCCUUCAACGCCUUUGGCUGGUGAUCACCGUGCCAUAGUAAGGAAAACCAUGGAUGGCAAACCAGGCCACAUGUGUCUUGAGGUUGCUCUUACCAAAGAACAAGAAUGAAGAAGAGUAAUCUGCCUUGUUAUGUUCUAUCAUCAGUUUUGUGUUUUGUUUCAUGCUGGUGUUUUUAUGUAUUCAACACUCUUUUGAACUAUUUACUUUUGGAAUAUCUAU